Molecule: messenger RNA, 6163 nt
Organism: Pseudophryne corroboree (corroboree frog)
Lineage: Eukaryota; Metazoa; Chordata; Amphibia; Anura; Myobatrachidae
Gene: MYO1B
Product: myosin IB
Exons: 31
Coding region: 275-3685 (1136 amino acids)
Biological process (GO): actin filament organization; vesicle transport along actin filament
Cellular component (GO): plasma membrane; brush border; cytoplasm
Molecular function (GO): microfilament motor activity; actin filament binding; ATP binding
Source: RefSeq, a predicted model, not a curated record
CAGGAGUACAUCCAUAGUUAGUACCUCUCCCAAUGCUGGCCUCUCCCCAGGGCAACAAGAGAGUGGCAGCAUAUUGAGAGAGGAAGUGCUAGGGCUUCCAUUCAUUCACACGCUUCCUGGGCAGAGUAGCUGCGGGAUAUAUACUUACAUCUGGCUACUCCCAGCCUAUUAGACCUGGCUGGAAACUAUCAUCCUUGUGGAUUAGUACUUUCAGAGAAGCGGAGUGAUUGGAUAGAAUACAGUACUUUUGGAUAUAUCCCUACAAAAGGGAACCAUGGCCAAGAUGGAGGGUAAGACCUCACUCCUAGACAAUAUGAUAGGUGUGGGUGAUAUGGUGCUCUUGGAACCUCUCAAUGAAGAAACGUUCAUCAAUAACCUCAAAAAGCGUUUUGAUCACAGUGAAAUCUAUACCUACAUUGGCAGCGUGGUUAUAUCUAUAAACCCUUACAGAUCACUGCCGAUUUACACACCAGAUAAAGUAGAGGAAUACAGAAACCGUAACUUUUAUGAACUUAGUCCGCACAUCUAUGCUCUUUCUGAUGAAGCAUAUCGAUCUCUGAGGGACCAGGAUAAGGAUCAGUGCAUACUGAUCACAGGUGAAAGCGGAGCAGGAAAAACAGAGGCGAGCAAGCUGGUUAUGUCAUAUGUAGCAGCUGUCUGUGGUAAAGGAGCAGAAGUUAAUCAAGUCAAGGAGCAGUUGUUGCAGUCAAAUCCAGUCCUGGAAGCAUUUGGAAAUGCAAAAACAAUGAGGAACGACAACUCUUCCAGAUUUGGCAAAUACAUGGAUAUUGAAUUUGAUUUCAAGGGUGACCCACUUGGUGGUGUUAUAAGUAACUAUCUCCUAGAGAAGUCCAGAGUUGUCAAACAGCCAAGAGGUGAACGGAAUUUCCAUAUCUUUUAUCAGAUGUUGUCUGGAGCCUCUGAGGACCUUCUAAGUAAACUGAAACUGGAACGAGAUUUCAGCAAAUAUAACUAUCUAAGCUUGGAUUCUGCCAAAGUGAAUGGUGUAGACGAUGCAUCCAACUUCAGAACUGUCAGGAAUGCUAUGCAGAUUGUAGGCUUUUUGGAACAUGAAACACAGUCCGUCUUGGAGGUUGUAGCUGCAGUGUUAAAAUUGGGAAACAUUGAGUUUAAGCCAGAAUCCCGUGUCAAUGGCCAGGAUGAAAGUAAAAUUAAGGAUAAAAAUGAGCUGAAGGAAAUCUGUGAGCUCACGGGCAUUGAUCAAAGUGUGCUAGAACGCGCGUUCAGUUUCCGGACAGUGGAAGCCAAGCAAGAAAAAGUCUCCACAACUCUCAACGUAGCUCAGGCAUACUACGCACGAGAUGCACUGGCUAAGAACAUGUACAGCAGACUGUUUUCCUGGAUUGUCAACCGAAUAAAUGAGAGCAUAAAGGCGCAAAGUAAAGUAAGAAAGAAGGUUAUGGGAGUCCUGGACAUAUAUGGUUUUGAAAUAUUUGAGGAAAACAGUUUUGAGCAGUUUAUCAUCAACUACUGUAAUGAGAAGCUACAGCAGAUCUUCAUUGAACUGACCCUUAAGGAAGAACAGGAAGAAUACAUCCGUGAGGGAAUUGAGUGGACUCAUAUUGAGUACUUCAACAAUGCAAUUAUAUGUGAUCUCAUUGAGAAUAACCAAAAUGGAAUCCUGGCCAUGUUAGAUGAAGAAUGCUUAAGGCCAGGCACGGUUACAGAUGACACAUUCUUGGAAAAACUGAAUCAGAUCUGUGCUACCCAUCAGCAUUUUGAGAGUCGAAUGAGCAAGUGUUCACGCUUCCUGAAUGACACGUCUCUCCCACACAGCUGCUUCAGGAUUCAGCAUUAUGCUGGGAAGGUCAUGUACCAAGUGGAAGGAUUUGUUGAUAAGAACAAUGACUUGCUCUACCGUGAUCUCUCCCAAGCGAUGUGGAAAGCAAACCAUUCCCUUAUCAAGGAUAUGUUCCCAGAAGGCAACCCGGUCAAGAUAAAUCUCAAGAGGCCACCAACUGCGGGUUCACAGUUCAAGGCAUCAGUGUCAACUCUGAUGAAGAAUUUACUUACAAAGAAUCCCAACUACAUCCGGUGCAUUAAGCCUAAUGACAAGAAGGCUGCCCAUAUAUUCAACGAUGCCCUAGUGCGCCAUCAAGUCAGUUAUCUUGGUCUUCUUGAAAAUGUACGGGUCAGAAGAGCAGGCUAUGCCUUCAGACAGCCAUAUGAACCUUGUUUGGAAAGGUACAAGAUGCUCUGCAAGCAGACAUGGCCCCACUGGAAAGGACCAGCAAGGGUUGGUGUAGAAGUGCUGCUCAAUGACUUGGAAAUUAAUAAAGACGAAUUUUCUUUUGGAAGAUCAAAAAUAUUCAUCCGUAAUCCACGAACUCUGUUCAAGCUGGAAGAGUUGAGGAAGGAACGUCUAGAAGACCUAGCAACUCUAAUCCAGAAAAUCUACAAGGGAUGGAAGUGCCGCACUCAUUUUCUUCUGAUGAAGAGGAGUCAGACAGUAGUGGCUGCCUGGGUCAGGCGCUAUCUUCAACAGAACAAGUACAAGCGGAUUAAGAGCUCUACCAUUGUGGUACAAUCCUUUACCAGAGGAUGGAAGGCCCGUAAGAUUCUUAGGGAACUUAAGUACCAGAAGCGGUGCAAUGAGGCAGCUACCACAAUUGCAUCUUACUGGCAUGGAACACAGGCGCGAAGGGAACUGAGACGACUGAAGGAAGAGGCUAGGAAUAAACUUGCUAUUGCUGUAAUAUGGGCUUACUGGCUUGGACUAAAGGCUCGAAGGGAAUUGAAACGCUUGAAGGAGGAGGCUAGGCGUAAGCAUGCUGUUGCAGUCAUUUGGGCUUACUGGCUUGGACUAAAGGUACGUAGAGAAUACAGAAAGUUUUUCCGUGCAAAUGCUGGAAAGAAGAUUUAUGCUUUCACAAUACAGAGAAUAAUGCAAAAGUACUUUUUGGAAAUGAAGAAUAAGGUUCCUUCCGUAUCACCCGUAGACAACAACUGGCCAGCAAGACCUUACCUCUUCUUGGAUACAACACACAAGGAAAUGAAGAGGAUUUUCCAUCUGUGGAGGUGUAAAAAGUACAGGGACCAGUUCACAGAACAGAAAAAGUUCAUUUAUGAUGAAAAACUGGAAGCCAGUGAACUCUUCAAAGAUAAGAAAUCUUUGUAUCCUGCCAGCGUUGGACAACCAUUCCAAGGGGAUUAUUUGGAAAUCAGCAAAAACCCCAAAUAUAAGAAGCUAAGUGAUGCCAUUGAAGAUAAAAUAAUAAUUGCUGACACCGUGAGUAAAAUAAACAGAGCCAAUGGAAAGGGGGCAACGAGGAUUUUCUUGUUGACAAAAAGUAAUGUCAUUAUCGCUGACCACAAGUCAGGCCAGAUCAAGCUGGAAGUUCCCUUGGGAGAUGUUACCAAAGUGAGCAUGAGUUCCCAAAAUGACGGUUUCUUUGCAGUCCAUCUCAAGGAGGGCUCUACAGCAGCUGGAAAGGGGGACUUUCUCUUCAGCAGCGAUCAUCUCAUAGAGAUGGCUACCAAGCUUUACCGAACGACACUGAUGCAGACAAAGCAAAAAAUCUUCAUAGAGAUUGCAGACGAGUUCUUAGUGCAGUUCAAGCAAGACAAAGUCUGUGUAAAGUUCAUACAAGGAACCCAGAAGAAUGGCAACAUCCCCACCUGUAAGAGGAAAAACAAUCGCCUUCUGGAAGUGGCAGUGCCAUAAUGGCACAGAGUUUAAUACACGGACUAGCUCAUCUAUAACAGUGCAAUUUAGUGAGGGGUUGGGGGAGGUUCAGCUUUUUUCUUUCUUUUUUUUUUUGUUUAUUUUUGAUUGGGCCAAAGGCGGACGGUAGUGUUGUGCCUUCAGUCUACGAGAUUCAACAAUCUUAAGAACAAUAUAGGCUUUAUCAUAAUUUACCUUUCUAUGCAGCUGUUUUUACCUAAUACAGUGAAUCCAAAUAAAAAGGUUUCUGGUCAGCAAUCUAUAGAUCGAAACCAUCGUUUUGCAACAAAAAGUUAUUCCCACAGUAGUACAGUCAGGCUAUAUGAUCCACAGUCUUUCAAAUGUGUCCCACUAAAUUGCACAAUAUAAAAUACUGAGGGGUAUAUUUACUAAAAUUUGGAUUUUUAUAAAAAUAUAUAAAAAAUUGUAUGUCAGUAAAUGUGUUACGACCCCUGAAACACAACAUUAAUAUAGACCGAUUUUAAUCUACACAAAUAGCUUAAAACUGAGCUUUGGUAAAUAUACCCCUAAGCAUACCCUAUUGGUUCUCUAUGAGAAGAGUUAUGACCCUCCAUUAUUUACAUUAUACCUGUAAAAAAAAAAUUGCAUUACUUUUAAACUUGCAUUUAUAAUUUUAGUCCCUUUUUAAGAAAAAUAAAAAAAAGUAUAUUUAAUAUAGACAUGCUCCAUCAAAUAUAAGAAGUUUUUAUUUUCCUAUGUAUAAUCUGCCACAAACCAGUAAAUUCCCUGGAACAUUUGCAUAGACGACCAAGCCGAAAGUAAAUGUUUUUAAAUAGUUUGUGUUUGCCAAUUCAGAAGAUGCAUUGCCUAUGGUCUUAUGCGUUACUGCAUCUUGCUUCUCUACAUUGCUACAGGAAACUAGUAUAAUGACCGCUUCUGUUAUUUUAAUUAUGUGUUAAAAAAUAACUUGGGUUGAAUUUGUUGUUAAUGUUUACUUAUUAUGACUGAGUAUACAGUACAUGUAGUCUUUACUAUGGAACCAUGCUGAGUAUCAGCUGGGAAUGGUAGCUCUAAGUGACUGCACUACAGGAGUGUCCCAUCAGGGAGUGUAUGCCGGGAAUGUUCUCACAGAUUAGAUGUAGUUAUCCAUGUACAUCAUACUGUACCUCCCAAAGUGCAAACUAAGGAGAGCGUAAUCUCCACCUCCAAUCCACAGAUAGCUUGCCAGCAAUUUCCAUAAGAUCACACCUACUUCCGAAAAACUGAUCAUUGGAAUAGUCCUGCCAAAAUUGGGACUACUGGCAUGUAUAUGUUACUAUGCCUUCUAUAUAAUUAACAUCUAAACAGAGCAGCCUGCAUCCAGACAAAGGGGACACAAACCUAAAGAGGAUAAGUGUAAGUUCUUAGCAACCAAUCAGAUUUUAGCUAUUAUUUAUCUAGUACAUGCUAUAAUAUGACUCUGGUUGCUAUGUGUAACACCUCUACUUGUUCUCUGUGGAAGGUACAGUAUAAUAAAUAUUCUUAGGGUUACUGUAUGUAUGAGUGUGAUGAUAUGCACCAUAGUCACGUGGGCAGUGAUGUAUGGCUGGUAAUAUUGUCACACAUGUUUAGUUUUGUAUGUACAUGGAAGCCAUCUAUGCUACAUCCAGUCUGCCAUAGUUACUAAGCCACAAAUAAUUCACAAAUAGCAUUUAUUCUGUAUUUACCAUGUUGCCUUAUAGAUGACACUAAUCUGACUCAUAAGUAUUUUCUGUUUGAUUCAGUCAAAUUGAAUCUCAGGCCUUAUUUCUCAAACUCACCACAAAGCCUUACAACCCACUAGUGACAGAGCUGGAACAAUUCAGCGUUGCAUAAACAUAUGCUCUUUUACUGAAACAAGCCUGUUUGUCCUACCUCCCAAAUAUUAAUUACAAAGAGCCUUAUGUUCGUAUUCUGCAGAGUAUGGAAGUAAUUGAAGUUAGGGUCUCAAAUAAUAAUUCAUGGGAUUAUAUCCAUAACCCACAGGAUUUGCCAUAUGACAUAGUACUAUGCAAGUCAGGACUGUACAUUUACAUUUUAUUUGUAAGUGAUAUUUAAAUUAAUCGGAAUAUUAAUGAAAGGAAAAGGUCUCCUUGUGUAUUGUGUUAUAGCCUAUACAAUGUGCAAUAAUCAUUCACUUUGGUAUUAUUUAUUUCACAAUACUGUGUAAUUAAAUACUCUUGUAAGUACAGUAGGUUGAAGUAAUGGACAGAUAAUUGGUGGUGAUUGUUAGUGAAAUACAUUACUAGGAGCAGUCUCCGAUUUCCUGUAGGUGGAGACCAGAGAAGAAAUUCUGAUAUUCAAUUUUUAUUAUUCCUUAGUACUUUUUCAAUAGUACACUUCUGUCUUACCUGUUUGUAUCCCCAUUUACUUUUUAUUAAUCAUGUACCUAUUGUAAGCUGCACCCAAAAGUUCCUCCAAUCGAGAUCUGCAUUAUAAAGCAUUCUUUGUAAUUUGCUGAAAUUAAUCUUUUAUAAAACUGAGACAUGACAUGAAAAA